Molecule: messenger RNA, 216 nt
Organism: Brugia pahangi
Lineage: Eukaryota; Metazoa; Nematoda; Chromadorea; Rhabditida; Onchocercidae
Source: the annotation of a GenBank genome assembly
AUGGUAUGGUCACUGUUAGCUUGUUCACUGCUUUUACGACUAUUGCUACUAUCAGUAGAGACUACAGAUAGUGUAUCAGUCAUAAUCGGUUCCACAGAUUGUUACCUGGUUGCAGAAGAUGAGAAAUUACCUUGUUGCAAAGAGUCAUUGGGUAUAGCGUCAUAUGCAUUACUGAAUAUGUUUCACUGCUUUGCGGGUUCAGAAUCUCAUCGAUGA